Molecule: messenger RNA, 330 nt
Organism: Brenthis ino (lesser marbled fritillary)
Lineage: Eukaryota; Metazoa; Arthropoda; Insecta; Lepidoptera; Nymphalidae
Source: the annotation of a GenBank genome assembly
AUGGAGACCCAAUUGAAGGAAAUGAAUGUAGAAAAUUCUUCUGAGGCAAAGCAUAUACCUACAAUGGAACCACCAAGUUACUCUGGUCCACUGCCCCAAAGUUAUCAUGGACCACCUGUCACAUCCUCUAUUUCUUUCUAUCCUGGAGAAAUGACAACAGAAGUAAUAACUACACAAUCAAUUUCACAACCUAUUAUUAUGGUUAACACUUUAGGACAUGACCCAGUUGUUAUGAGGUGUCCGUUUUGUAAUCAACAAAUUGCAACAAGGAUUGAAAGAAUAGUUUGGUUUGGAACGCAUUUUGUGGCGGGCUUGCUGUGUCUUAUGUUG